Messenger RNA from Lachancea meyersii CBS 8951, 1671 nucleotides. The record is from the annotation of a GenBank genome assembly. Lineage: Eukaryota; Fungi; Ascomycota; Saccharomycetes; Saccharomycetales; Saccharomycetaceae.
AUGGAGCUCUCGGAUCGGUUGAUUAUCUCCAAGCCACUGUACUUGACUGAACCGAACGAAAAAUGCGGCUACUGCAGUGGCAAGAAGUCUGAUAAAUAUGAUUAUUUCGCAUCGGAAUCGUGGUGGAAGUUGCACGAGAAAGAUGCAGAUAUGUUGCAGAUCAACAACUGUACGCUUGGAUUGCAGGUGGAAUUGAUGCCUGUGGAUAUGUACGACGAUCUUUGCAAUUUGGGAUUCCGCAGGUCGGGCAACUUUCUGUAUAAGGCAGAUCUCCUGAGGAACUGUUGUCGACUCUACACUAUAAGAACCACGCCUGACCAAUGCCAGAUCUCGAAAGAGCUGAAAACGUGUGUAACUCGUUUUCGCAAACGAAUCACCACUGGGGCAGACGAGACUUCCAAGCAACAGGCCAAACCCAGAGACAAGAGCACCACCUCCACCACCACACAGCUCAAAUUUGACUACAUACAAGAAAUUGUCCAAGCGGAACUUAAGAGUAACAACUUCUUCACGCGGUUCGAGCCCGCAAUGUUUACCAUGGAAAAAUAUAACUUGUUUGUCAAAUACCAGGAAAAUGUGCACAACGACUUCAAGAACUCGAUCAAAUCGUUUAAGAGAUUUUUGUGCGAAUCACCAUUCCCAGAAGACGUGGUGAUUGGAACGCAAGAAGAAUGGGACCAGCUCAACAAUUGGCACAACAUGAAACCGGGCGAGACUCUGAAAAGGGUCGGACCAGUGCACGAAUGCUACUAUUUCGAAAACAAGCUCAUUGCGUUGGCAGUGACGGAUUUUUUGCCCAGUGGCAUUUCGUCUGUCUAUUUCAUAUGGGAUCCAGAUUUCCCACGCUGGUCAUUGGGAAAACUGAGUGCGCUGCGAGAGCUUAGCAUACUGUCAAAAAUCAAUCGUCAGUAUUAUUACCUUGGCUACUACGUCGACGACUGUCCCAAAAUGAGGUACAAACGCAAAUAUGGGGGCGACAUUUUGGAUGUCUGCAAUAACCAAUACGUGCCACUUGAUCUCGUAACGCCGCUGGUGGAGAACGGCAAGUUUUUCGUGUUGGAUCACGAAGCCCGUAAUCGAGAUAAAGACGAUGACGAAGAUGAUGAUGACGAUGACGAAGAUGAUGAAGAUGACGAGGAAUCGGACGUUGUAGAUGCUCAGUUUGAGCUACCGCUAGACGAUGUUUCUAGACUUAAAUUGACGGGCACCCCUGUGAACAUUGUAGACAAGAUCUACGGUGAACACGGCGGAGCCAUUUUAUCCGCCAACGAGGCAGUUGAGAAACUGGUUGAUUUAGGAAUCGAGUACACGCCGACCCUUUUCGAUGACUUGUACCGCUACAAAAUGCCCAGUAUCUUCGCCGCAGCACCGGAACCGGAAAUCACAUAUGAGGAAGACGACGACGGGGACAUCCCGGGCUACAUGAACGAGAUAUACCAUCUUCCAAAUGUGGUACCGGGUCUUUUACCACUUUGGCAAAUUCUACAAAUCAUCGAAUCCGGUGACAUUUCACGCCUCAACAACAAACUCAUGCUCUACAACGUGAGGAGUGGUCAAAUACGAGUUGUCGCUGAUUUUGCGGCCGAGACCAAACGCACCAAACGUGUUAUUUGCAACGUCAUUCGCAUGAUAGGUCUCAAAUCGACGGCCAAGAGCCUUAUCAUCAUCUAA